Messenger RNA from Darwinula stevensoni, 1299 nucleotides. The record is from the annotation of a GenBank genome assembly. NCBI's taxonomy places the organism in Eukaryota, Metazoa, Arthropoda, Ostracoda, Podocopida, Darwinulidae.
AUGCGUUACAUAUCACUGUCGAUCCUCAUCACGACCCUCGUCCUGGAUCACACCGGGGAGGUGAUGCUGGAGAUCGCGGCCAACUUCCGUUCCUCCUGCAACGUGGACGCCAAGAGCUUCCCCUUCGACAGGCAAACGUGCACCAUGCUCUUCAUGUCCUGGACGCAGGAGUCCGACAAGGUACACGACACGCAACGCUCCCUUCGCCACGGCAGGAGUCCCACUCGCUCCGAUGCCUUUUCAUCGCCUCAGGUCCAGAUGGUGCUUGAGACCGACCGCGACCUCGAGCUGGUGGCUUACACGGAGAGCGCAGAAUUCGCGUUGGAAUCGUACACGGCCGUCGCGAAGAACCACACCGACCCCUGCUGCAUCCAUCCCUUCUCGGCCGUGGAAUAUUCCGUCACCAUCACCAGGAGGGCCAUGUUCUUCCUCGUCAUCAACUACGUCCUCCCCAUGGUCGUCAUCAACGUCAUCGGUCGGUCGACCGGUCGUGCUGCAUCCAUCCCUUCUCGGCCGAGGGCCAUGUUCUUCCUCGUCAUCGACUACGUCCUCCCCAUGGUCGUCAUCGACGUCAUCGCCCUGUUGGCGUUUCUGGUGCCAUGCGAGAGCGGGGAGAAGGUGACGCUGGGGAUCUCCACCAUGCUCAACAUGAUCAUCUUCCUCACCAGCAUCCGCGACCUCCUCCCGCCCACCGGACAGAUCCCUCUCAUCGGAAAGUUCUACUGCGUCUUCAUCUGCUUGGUCGGGCUGGAGGUGGCUCUCAGCAUCUUCACUCUUUACCUUCACCACAUGGAGGGCAUCCCCUUGCCCAAGUGGAUGCAGAACUUGUGUCUGAUAUUGACCAAAUUGCCCUUGAUGAGGCAGCCGAAAUUCAUCCAGAAACAGGAUGGAAGCGAAAAGGAUAAAGAAAAAUUGGAGAAGGAGAAUGCAAAGGAGAAUGCAAAGAAAAAAGAAAAGGAGGACACGGACGGGGAGGUCUGGGCUCAGAGAGCCUCCUUUCCUCUCUUCUUCGCUGACGUGGUUCUCCACCGUCCUCGCGAGCCCUCGCACGAGGAAAGGCACCGAAAUGACAAGGCUGAGCGUUCGGGCAGGGUUCCCGCCCGAACGGAACUCGUGGAGGAGCGGGCAUGGGAGCGGGAGACGGGGACGCGGAUGGCACGAGGGCGAGUGAGCAUCGGAGCGGACUUGGAGAACUGGAGGAUGGCCUCGAAGGUCCUGGAUCGAUUCUUUCUCUACCUUUUCACUCUUCUCAACGUCGCCGUCUCCAUCGGAAUCAUGCUGUAUACCCCAAAUUCGUGA